AUUCCAUGUAAUAUAUUACCUCCUCCGAUAAUUAUUUCUUUUCGAAUUAUGACAAUUGUCUGAAAUCAACGAACUGAUGUUAUAAUAAUAGAAUAAUUGAAUAUCUAUUGAUGUGAAGGUUGGCAACAAUGGGUGCCUUUCAGGACAGACGCUAGCGGUUUUGUAAGAAUUUUUUUAUUAUUGCUAUUUUGUUGUCUACAGCCAGGAAUUUCUUGAUGGACAUUUUUGUUAUUUGAAGAAUAAAAUAGUUGAAUGGAAAUGAUACAAACGAAUAGAUUUAAGGAGAGAUAAUACUUCGAUUGAAUUUACGCCUCUAUAGAUAGGGUGAGAAAGUCGCUUCAAAAUUGAUCAAAAUGGGUGAAAACUCAGAACCAGUGGAUAUAAACAAUAUCUGUCGUUCUUGUAUGGGGACGAACGAAAAUAUGCAAAAUGUUUUCGAGGAUAAAGAAUAUUUCAAGGAUAACAAACUUCAAUUGGCUGAAAUGCUUAUGGCUUGUACAUCAGUCCAAAUCACUAGUGAAGAUGGACUUCCAAAUUUGAUGUGUUCCUCAUGUGAGGGUAAACUUAUUACAGCUUAUGACUUCAAGCAAUUGAGUGAGAAGUCUGAUUUAUUGUUAAGAGAUUUAAUUAGAUCAGCAUCUGAAAAAAAUAACAUCAAGCAAGAGAAUAUAAUAAUACAGCCUGAUUUAAAUGAUGAACUUCCUAAUAUUGAUGUGAAUGAUGAUUUUGAUAAUGGGGCUGAUGAUGGAAUGGAAAUUGAUGAUAGAGAUUACUCAGAUAGUGAUUAUGAAGACAUCGAAUCAAAAAAGGCAAAGAAAUCGAAACAUAAAUAUGCCUGUACACAAUGUGAUAAAGAGUUUCGUUCUAAAAAAGGUUUGAAAAUUCAUGAAAGAAAACAUACUGGAGAUAAUAAUAAGGCUCUCAGAAAGGAGUCCAAAGAAACAAGAAAAACUCGAUCUUCUAAGGAAUUUUCAGAUGAACUAAAGGAUGAAAUUAAAAUUGAAGCCAUGGAAAUAAAUACAACAAAUAUAGAAAAAGCUAGUGAUGAUGAACAAGAAAUUCCAGCAGAGGAAGACACUAAUCAGGAACAAAAAGAAGAAUUCCAAUGUAAUAUUUGUUCCAAAAAAUUGAACACUCAAACCGGAUUGAAAAUUCAUAUGAGAAAACAUACUGGAGAUAGUGUAUCUGUAUGUGAGAUCUGUAAUAAAACAUUCUCGAAAGUAAGUCAUUUCAAACGUCAUCAACAAACUCAUGGAAUAAUAGAAGCUCCUGUUCCCAAAGAAAAGAAGUUGCUACAGUGUGAAUUUUGUGAUAGAACUUUCAAGUAUCGUAAGAGCUUUAAUCAUCAUAUGCAGUCCGAGCAUGGAGUAGACGGUGAUGAUAGCGAUGUUUGCCUUUCUACUAUCGCAGAAAAAGUUAAAAGGGAAAGGGAAGAUAAACCUAAUCCUAAUGCAGAUAAUACUGGUGAUUCUGAAGAAGAUAAACUAGAAAAAGAUGGGGAACUUUUUCCAUCGCCUGAUAAGAAACGUCCGGCUAAAGUCCACGUUUGUCAUGUUUGUCAGACCGAGUUCAAUAGAGCUAAUCACUUAACUCGCCAUAUGAUUUUACAUAGGGCAGUUCUCGUUCAUAAGUGUACUCAAUGUGAUAAUGCUUAUGCAACGGAAGAGCAUCUUAGGAAACAUGUGGAAGAAGGCCAUGUCAAUAAACCUUAUGCUUGUACUAUGUGUAACAAACAGUUCAGUAGAGGAGAGCAUUUAAUUAGGCAUUUGAAGACCCAUCAGAAUUCCAGUGAAGAAGACUUGAAGUGUGCUAUAUGCGAAAAAACUUUCACAAGAUCUGAUCAUCUGGCAAGACAUACUAAGGUACAUCUUCUACAAGACAAACGUCAUGUUUGCUCCGAUUGUGGAAAAGCAUUCAAUCGACUGGACAAUUUAAAAACCCAUCAGAGAAUACACACAGGAAUCAAAGAUCCUUCCAAAUUGCACUUGUGCAUUUAUUGUGGAAAAGAGUUUAAUAAUUCUAGUAAUAUGAUUGUUCAUAUGAGAAGACACACUGGUGAACGACCUUAUAAAUGCAGUCAGUGUGGUAAAGGUUUUCCGAGAUCUCAUGAUCUGAAAUGCCAUGAACGUACUCAUUCCGGUGAAAAGCCAUAUCUUUGUACAUUAUGUGGAAAAUCCUUCAAUAAGAGCAACAAGUUGUUGAGACACACAAGAGUGCACACAGGGGAAAGGCCAUAUGUUUGCAGCAUUUGCGGAAGAGCUUUCACUCAAUCUAACGAUUUGGCUUUGCAUAUGAGAAGACAUACUGGUGCUCGUCCAUAUGGUUGUGGAAUGUGUCCCGCACGUUUCAUACAGUCGGGACAACUCAAAGCACACAGAAGAUCGACUGGACAUUGGAUUGAAACACCACCCGAUCUCAAGGGAGGUCAUCGUGUAGAACCUGUUACUCCAAUUUUAGAUCCAGUUCCUGUUAGAUUCCGGACCAAACCAAAAUUAGAAGAUGAGAAACCACUUCCUCAGAUGAUUAAUCAUAUUCAGCCAGUUCCGCAACCAGAAAUGAUGAAUAACUAUCAGAUGGUUUCGGUAGUGCCGGGCCCCCCAAAGCUGAUAGGCCUCGGUUUGUCCCCUGAAGCAAUAGCAGCAAUGGCACCUCGUCCCGAUGAAACGGAUCACAACAAUUUGCCACCAGAUAUGAAGCUAAAAAUGGAGAGUACGGAGAAAGAAAACCAAACUAUGGCCGAAACUUCCUACCACCAUGAUGCAUUUGCGUUGCAGAAGGGUUACUUUCAAAAUUAUAUGUAGCCAUCUGAAUUUCAUAGGAAUUAUAUUUAAGGUAGAAAAAAUUAAUUCUAUGGAAUUGGACAAUCACUUGACUCAAUUUGAAUAUUUUUAUCGUCUGUUUAAUCCUUGAUUUUCGAGAGGCAAUAGGUUGUUUGACGAAUUUUUAAAUCAGUAAUUUUUAUUGAGCAACUAAAAAUUCAAAAGAUUAUUUUGAUUCAAUACAUUCGUACCAUACACGUCUGAGGUUAGAAAGAAAUAAUAAUAAAAAUAAUGCAAUAACAUGUGUUGAAAGUUGGCUCAAGUUGGUCCAAAUUAUUUGAUUUUCUAAGUUUCUUGACAUACUCAAAAAAUAAUUUUGUUUUUCAAAUUAAUUUAUAUCGUUCUUAAAAAUUCAAUCUAUUAGUAUGUCAACAAAUAGGAAAAUAUGUUUCAUAAUGUCGGAUAGCCUGUUAUUAAAUUUAUUGGUGUUUUCUUUCUCUAUUCAUUCAAUACCUUAAUUAAUCUCGGGUUUCGAACGAUUGAGUCUUAAUUUUAUUUUUUCGUUAAUAUCUGAACCUUUUUCUUUUAAUUUACGAAUUGUAUUGCUAUUUUUAAAAUGUGAUGGUGAUUGCCUGAUUCACCUAAACAGUACUAUUGUAUUAUUGUAACUGUAUCGGAUAGGAAUAUUUAUAAUAUUAAUUUAGUUAUUUUUGAAGACUUCACUGAAUUAAACUUUAAACAAUUAAGUAUAAGUGUAACAAAUGAAGGUCACUACUGUUAAUUCGAACUUAGCAAUAUAUCUGUUCUAGAGAAAAAAGAUUUAAUUUACUUUAGAGACGAAACUCUAGUGAAUCACAUGAUCAAAAUUUUAUAUGUAAGUAGAAUAUUUCGUUUAUCACUUCCAAUGUAUGCUGUUUGUAUGCGUUUGUUUCUCGGUAAAACGAUUGAAGUGAAAUAAUAGUUCGUGUGAAAUGGUAGCUAUAUUAGUUGAAAAAAAUUGAAGCUGUUAUAGCUUUAUAUGUAAUUUCUCACUUUGAAAGGCGAAAUCUUUAGUAUGAAUCUCCGAAGUAGAGUGAUAUAAUUAAUCAUCACAGAUUUUCAGUGUUGUGUAAAUUCCAUACACUGUUUGACUGUCUAUAUAUUUUUUUCUUUUUUAAUUCACACCACAGUAAACUUAGUGUACAUUUGUAAAUAUUUAUAAAUUAUACAUUGUAAUACGUAGUAUUUAAUUCAAAUAAACAUAUUAAAAUU
Harmonia axyridis is the source of this 4010-nucleotide messenger RNA. RefSeq names its product zinc finger protein 271-like. NCBI's taxonomy places the organism in Eukaryota, Metazoa, Arthropoda, Insecta, Coleoptera, Coccinellidae. The coding region runs from base 354 to 2801 and encodes 815 amino acids. Gene Ontology annotation, molecular function: zinc ion binding; DNA-binding transcription activator activity, RNA polymerase II-specific; RNA polymerase II cis-regulatory region sequence-specific DNA binding. Gene Ontology annotation, biological process: regulation of transcription by RNA polymerase II. The record is from RefSeq and is a predicted model, not a curated record. The transcript is spliced from 10 exons. Gene Ontology annotation, cellular component: nucleus.